AUGGCUGGUAAGGCGGGAAAGAAGCAGGCUGGUUCAAAUACAAAGAUAAUUCAGGGACUGUACAAGCAAGUCUUCUUGUUCUUAGGAAUGGCCUUCGUCCGUCUCUUAAUAUCGCGUAAGGCUACGUUUGGACAAUGGAUUAAAUUGUUGAUUUUGAAUGUCCCUAUGUUCACUGCCGUUUAUAUUAUCGUAAUAUUCGGUAAGCCUAAGUAUGAUGGUAACCGCGUGGUAAAGCAAGGUAUAGACUUGAACGACGAUUCAAAUUUGAUAUCAUAUUUUUUUGAUCUGAUUUAUCUAUCACUUUUUGGAAAUAUUGGCGUUAUAACUUUCAGAACAUUUAAAUUUUGGUGGUGUUUAUUGUUGUGUCCCAUCUACGCAGGUUACAAACUAUACGGGCUUAAGAAUAUGAUCAUGCCUGGUGUUCAACAACAAACUCAAACAGAUGAGCAGUCAAAAAAUGCUAGUGGAGGACAAUCCAAAUCUAAGAGACAGCUGAAGAGAGAAAAAAGAGGUGACGGUGACUCUAAAACCAAAUACAAAUAUCGUUAA
This is a messenger RNA of Saccharomyces kudriavzevii IFO 1802, 549 nucleotides long. RefSeq names its product Snd2p (gene SND2). The record is from RefSeq and is a predicted model, not a curated record. Lineage: Eukaryota; Fungi; Ascomycota; Saccharomycetes; Saccharomycetales; Saccharomycetaceae. Gene Ontology annotation, biological process: vacuolar protein processing. The coding region runs from base 1 to 549 and encodes 182 amino acids. Gene Ontology annotation, cellular component: intracellular membrane-bounded organelle. The transcript has a single exon.